AUGGAGGUGCCGUCAAACCAGGAGGCGGGCAGUGGGGAGGACGGGAGAAACUCGCCCCUCUUCCGCAGGAGGAAGCUGAGGCCUGGCGACAGCCUGGACCCCCGUGGGCCCCGCCAGUCCGCAAGCCCAGCGCCAGCGCUCUGCGCGCCUGGGGCGCACGAGGCCAGCCGUCCAGGCCGCGGGGGAGGGCCCAGAAGGUCGCGCUUUCGACCAAUGGGGGCCCACGGCGAUGAUGUAAUGCGUGGUGGCCCGCAUCAGCCGGAAGCCCUGAAUCGAGACUCCCGCAGAAGCGCUGGGAGGACGCGCGGGAUGAGCAGCUGCCUGCAGCCGGGCCGCCUGCCCGGCCUCUGGCCUCAGCGCUCCGCCGUGGGAGAGAUGCGCCACCAGCUGCUCCCGGCUGCUGCUGCGGAGCCUUCUCACCCAGGAGCGAAGCGUCCGGCAGCAAGGCAGACCUUGCGCAUGUCGGAGCUCCCUCGCUUGGACCUGGGACCCAGAGGAGGAACACAGUGCCAGUUCUAA
This is a messenger RNA of Rangifer tarandus platyrhynchus (Svalbard reindeer), 519 nucleotides long. The record is from the annotation of a GenBank genome assembly. NCBI's taxonomy places the organism in Eukaryota, Metazoa, Chordata, Mammalia, Artiodactyla, Cervidae.